Messenger RNA from Closterium sp. NIES-67, 1962 nucleotides. The record is from the annotation of a GenBank genome assembly. NCBI's taxonomy places the organism in Eukaryota, Viridiplantae, Streptophyta, Zygnematophyceae, Desmidiales, Closteriaceae.
GGAAUGCCCUCUUAUGUACCCCCUCCCUAAUCCCUUCCAUCCGUACUUGGAGGAUCCCCAGGAGUGCUACCUCGCAGCCAAGCAAGUCCGGAAUCCUAGUCAGCAGCUGUACCGUUGAACCACUGCCACGCAUCUCUCUCCUCCGUUUGCCCCAACAGGCGAGUGGCGGCGCGAGGCGAACCCCCUGUGGCUACCGCAAUGGCUCUCCCCAGGCGAGCGUGGCCAUGGCUACGUGGCGCGAGUACUCUGGGCCUCCUGGGCAUCGCCGCCUCUCUCCUGCUCGCCGCGGGAGCCGACGACAGUGGGCCGCUGCGCAUCGACUGCGGCAGCGCGGUGGAGAGCGGCGUGGCAGCGGCGGCGGGAUUCACGGCGGACCAGUACACGUCGGACGGCACGCCCUUCACCAUCGCCGCGGGCUCGCUUAACUCCGCCAAUCUCACCGCGAACCUCUCGUCCGCGGAGACGACGGGGCGCGCGUUCUCGAACAGCAGCGGCGGGUGCUAUAAGAUCCCGCGCGCCAACGGCACUUACUUGGUGCGCCUGGGCUUCGCGUACCUGGACUUCGACCAGCAGGCCAACCCGCCCGUGUUCAACGUGACGGCGCAGGGCGUGCCCGUGCUCACCGUCAACCUGCUCGUCGCGGAACUGCUGCAGAACAACGACACGGCGCGCAUGGCCACGGCGCACUACCGCGACUUCAUCGCGUUCACGAGCACGGGGUUCCUGGACAUCUGCCUCGUGCCCUUCUCCUCCGCCUUCCUGCCCACCUCCGGCUUCGUCAACGAGCUCGACCUGGUGCUCGCGUACCCCUCCGCCGCGCAGUCGCGCACUCCCCUGCUCAACACGCUCGAAGUCUUCCCCACCCCGAGCACCGUGUACGGGGGCGCGCCCGAGAGCGCCGGCGUGAUCCUCGCAAACGCCAUGCGCGUGAACAUCGGCGGGCCCACCGUGGGGCCGGACCUGGCGGGGCGCGUGUGGGAUGGCGACGACCGCUCGUACCUGCCGCGGAGCUUCCGCGCGACGAACGCCACGGUGAAGGACACAGGCGCCCCCGACGACUACUGGCCGCAGGCCGUGCUGCAGACGUACCGCGAGUCGAUCGACUUGGAGAAGGCGCAGGCGGGCACGGAGAUGCAGUACUCGGGCAUGGUGGUGCCCAUGGACCCGUCCAACCUCUUCGUCGUCGUGCUCAACUUCGUCGAGCCCAACCCCGCCGUGAAGCGUGGGCAGCGCGUGAUGGACGUGCAGCUGUUCUGGGGCGACGGGCAGCGCAUGGCCAUGGGGCUGCAGCCGGAAGUGGUGGACAUUGUGAACGAGACGACGCCGCUGACAGCACUGGCGCUGAUGCACGUGGUGCAGCUGCAGACCCCCAUGUCGUACUUCCAGAAGGUGUUCGUGCAGCUGCACGCCAGCAACAAGAGCCUGCCCGCCGUCAUCAGCGCCAUGGAGGUGUACGAAGCCAUCCGGCUCGCCCCGUCCACACCUGAUGGCGGCACUGCCGCGCCCACCGCUGGUUCAUCCAUGACGCUGACUGCGGAGCAGGCGCACGUGUUGGCCCCCCCUCCACCGCCUCCGUCCACCAGCAGUGGCCUGUCCGCUGGCAGCAUUGCUGCCAUCGUUCUGGGAGUGCUGCUGGGGGUGGUGCUGGUUGGCGGUGGCGUCUUCUUUGUCAUUAAGCGAAAGCAGAACCCCACACCAUUCACCAAAUUCGAUGGUGGUGGCGGGGCCAGCGCAACCGCCAACCUUGUCGUUUGAAAAGGCUUGCAAUAGCUACCUACUGAUGUGCCAUGGAGUUAUGGUGUGGCCGCUUUUGGAGUGGGUAAGAUAGGAUGCUCAAGGUAGGUUGACUGUGGGGCCGCUCUACCUACUUCAUUUGAAGUAGGGGUUUGUUGCUCCCUUCUGUAAUAGCAGCUUGCAAUACCACCAAGUGUGAACAGUCAUCAUUAAACAAGUAGCGAAUGU